Molecule: messenger RNA, 750 nt
Organism: Aspergillus bombycis
Lineage: Eukaryota; Fungi; Ascomycota; Eurotiomycetes; Eurotiales; Aspergillaceae
Product: dienelactone hydrolase family protein
Exons: 2
Coding region: 1-750 (249 amino acids)
Molecular function (GO): hydrolase activity
Source: RefSeq, a predicted model, not a curated record
AUGCAUGACUGCUGUUUGAAAGCAUUCCGCUGGAAUGGCAGCCCUGCCGGAGAGGAAACAAAAUUAGCGGAUCUCAAUUGCUACCGCACAGGAUCUAAUUCGAAAGCUGCUAUCCUACUGGUCCACGAUCUUUUUGGCUGGACCUUCUCCAACACACGGCUGCUAGCCGAUCAUCUGGCAGAGGAGGUUGGUGCUACCGUCUACGUACCGGACUUUUUCGGAGGCGAGGCCCUCCCUGUCGACGCCUUGCUCGAUCAGAGCAGAUGGAACGAACUUGACCUUACCGGGUUUCUUAACCGCAACACAAGGGAUGUCCGAGAGCCGCAGAUUUUCAACUGCGCCCGGGCUCUGCGCGUCACCAAUCAGUACGCUUCUCUCGGGGCAAUUGGAUUUUGCUUUGGCGGUUGGGCGGUCUUUCGUCUCGGGGCAAAAGCAGUCGGGCUCGUCGAUUGCGUUUCCACCGCACACCCUACCUUCCUGGAGGAGCGGGAUAUUCGAGAGAUUGGAGUGCCGGUGCAGAUCAUGGCCCCUGAACAUGAUCCACAAUUCAACGCGGAAUUAAAGGCUUACAGUAACGAAGUCAUUCCAACGCUGGGGGUGCCAUACGACUAUCAAUAUUUCCCUACUUUGACACAUGGGUUCGCAACGCGCGGCGAUCCGCGAGAUAAGAGUGAGAGGGCGGGCAUGGAGAGGGCAAAGAAUGCCGCAGUCUUGUGGUUCCGACAGUGGCUACAUAGACCCACUGCUUGA